This is a messenger RNA of Fibroporia radiculosa, 1806 nucleotides long. RefSeq lists its product as uncharacterized. The transcript is spliced from 10 exons. Gene Ontology annotation, molecular function: flavin adenine dinucleotide binding; oxidoreductase activity, acting on CH-OH group of donors. NCBI's taxonomy places the organism in Eukaryota, Fungi, Basidiomycota, Agaricomycetes, Polyporales, Fibroporiaceae. Bases 1 to 1806 code for a protein of 601 amino acids. The record is from RefSeq and is a predicted model, not a curated record.
AUGCAACGAUGGUGGUUGCUGUUGAUGUCGCUCGCGGCCGUCGUAUACUCAGUCGUCGAAUGUGCCAUAUAUUCUGACCCGGCGCAACUUUCACAGAUUGAGUAUGAUUUUGUAAUCGUGGGAGCUGGAAUUGGAGGGAAUGUACUUGCAGCUAGGAUUUCGGAGAUUUCGGACUUCUCAGUCUUAGUGAUCGAAGCAGGAAUAAAGAACGAGGACUUCGUCGAUGAUAAAAUUCCGUUUUUAUGUAGCACACUGUCUCCCGACACUGCUCUCACAUGGAAUUAUACUACCACCCCUCAGAUUGGUCUGAACAACAGAACAAUUCCGUAUCAGCGAGGUCGCGUACUUGGUGGAAGUAGUACGAUUAAUUACAUGAUAUGGAAUCGAGGGUCUGUAGAUGAUUGGAAUCGCUAUGCUGAAUAUACGGGCGAUAGCGGUUGGUCGUGGGACGAGAUAUUCCCGUAUAUGCUAAAGAGCGAAACUCUCGUCCCUCCAAGCGACCACCACGAUACAGCAGGGGAGGUCAAUCCCGCACUACACGGCACGUCGGGGCCGGUUCAAAUCAGCCUUGGAGGGUAUCCGACCUCCAUUGAUAGGCGCGUCCUUGAUACAACACGGGAGUUGCAUCUCGAGUUUCCGUACAACGAUGAUAUGAAUUCAGGAUACCCUCUUGGAGUCGGGUGGAAUCCGAACUCGGUUGACACAUUCGGGCGAAGAAGCAGCUCAGCUACCUCAUACCUUGAGCUUGCAUACGGACGUCCUAAUUUGGAUGUCCUCAUCCAAACGCAAGUUACUAAGCUCAUAUCAUCGCCCGCCGUCGACGGUACGCUUACAUUCACCGAAGUUGAAGUAACACAAACCGCAGAUAGUCCAACGUACACUGUGCAAGCAGCUAAAGAAGUUAUUCUCGCUGCAGGAUCUAUUGGUACGCCACAGAUUCUCCUUCUGAGCGGCAUCGGCGACUCGGCCACGUUAGAGAGCAUCGGGAUCGCUCCGCUCGUCAACCUCAGCGAUGUCGGCCAGCACCUCGUUGAUCACCCGCUACUCUCGAACCAGUGGCUCGUGAAUUCCACCGAUACAUUCCAGGCAGUGACGCGUAAUGUUACCUAUGAGACGGAAUUGUUUUUUGAAUGGAACUCCACUGGCACAGGGUUAUUCGUCGAUCCAGGCAGCAUUCAACUUGGCUGGGGAAGAUUGUCUAGUAAUUCAACCGUAUAUGGCUUAUACACUGAUCCUUCUGCUGGUCCAGCGUCUCCCCAAAUGGAAUGGCUCUUCGCGAAUGGUUUUGUGUCUAGUGUCCAGCCUAUUCCGGCCACCGGAAACUACUUAUCGAUUGCCACAACAGUCGUAUCACCUGCAUCUCGUGGCUCAGUAGUUCUCGCAUCCAAAGAUCCGUUUGAAGAUCCACUUAUUGACCCUGGUCUACUCUCAAGCCCCUUCGACCUAGCCGUUAUGGCUCAGGCCGUCAAGCAUGCCCAGACAUUUGUGACCGCUACAGCAUGGGAUGACUAUAUCAUUGCACCGGCAGGAGGUCUAGCCGGUGUGCAGACUGACGCAGAUCUGGAAAUGUACAUCAGGAACUUCACCGCAACUAUCUGGCACCCUGUUGGUACAGCUCGAAUGCAGCCGGUUUCGGGAGAGGGCAGUGUUGUUACGUCCGAUCUACUCGUGAAGGGUACAUCCGGUCUGCGGAUCGUGGAUGCAUCAGUUCUGCCAUAUAUUCCUUCAAUGCAUCCACAAGCCGUUGUUUAUGCUUUGGCGGAGCGUGCGGCGGAUCUGGUGAAAGCGGCUUGGAGUCGCGAGUGA